AGAUCUGGGGGUGCCUCGGGGGGCGCGGGGGCUCCCUGUCCGCAGGGCUGCCCGAUUCAGCCCCAAACCCCCAAACAAAACAGAAACCAAAAAACACAUGAGAAACGAAUACGUUCUUAUUCACCAUGUGUAACAAACAACGUGUGUAUACACACUGCUGCAUACUCACCUGCAAACGCGUAGGUGUAUGUAAAUAUAGCUACAUCUAAGCGAACUUGCGCCUAAGUGUAAAUACUGGUAUACGAAGGUAAGUACGUGCACAGGACGCCCGUUUACAUUUGAAGUUUAGAUAAGCGGGUACUUUUCUGGUAUAAGUUUGUCCCAUUCAGUAUUUGAGACCAUUUACCCACAAAAAUGAUUCGUUGUUUGCCUGAAAUUCAAUUUGAGCGCGCGUCGCGCGCUUUCUUGGGCAACCCUAGCUGGGAGCGGCGGAUCGCCCGGGUGGCUGGAGGCGCGGCUGCGCGGGAACGCGCGAACUACAAGCCCCACAAGGCCGCGCGGGCACCCGGGGCCCUGAUAGGCUGUGAGGGGCUUCCGCCCUGCGUCACUUCCGGCCGCGGGGUUGGCGGUUGUCGCAGCCCCGGCGGGACUGAGGCUCCCGGGGCCGGGAGUCGGCGGCCGCCAUGAACUUCUCCGAGGUGUUCAAGCUCUCCGGCCUGCUGUGCAAGUUCUCCCCGGACGGCAAGUACCUGGCUUCUUGUGUCCAGUACCGGUUGGUGGUCCGGGAUGUGACCACCCUCCAGGUCCUUCACCUGUACACGUGCCUGGACCAGAUCCAACACAUCGAGUGGUCGGCGGACUCCCUCUUCAUCCUGUGCGCCAUGUACAAGCGGGGGCUGGUCCAGGUGUGGUCUCUGGAACAGCCCGAGUGGCACUGCCGGAUCGACGAGGGCUCGGCCGGGCUGGUGGCCUCCUGCUGGAGCCCGGACGGCCGCCACGUUCUCAACACGACCGAGUUCCACCUGCGGAUAACUGUCUGGUCCCUGUGCACCAAGUCCGUGUCUUACAUCAAGUACCCCAAAGCCUGCCAGCAGGGGAUCACCUUCACCCAGGACGGCCGCUACAUGGCGCUGGCGGAGCGGCGGGACUGCCAGGACCACGUGAGCGUCUUCGUCUGCAGCGACUGGCAGCUCCUGCGGCACUUUGAUACGGAGACCCAGGACCUCGCGGGGAUCGAGUGGGCCCCAAACGGCUGUGUGCUGGCGGUGUGGGACACCUGCCUGGAGUACAAGGUCCUGCUCUACUCCUUGGACGGCCGGCUCCUGUCCGCGUACUGCGCCUACGAGUGGUCCCUGGGCGUCAAGUCUGUGGCCUGGAGCCCCAGCAGUCAGUUCCUGGCCGUCGGAAGCUAUGACGGGAAGGUGCGCAUUCUUAAUCACGUGACCUGGAAAAUGAUCACAGAGUUUGGACACCCAGCCACCAUCAAUAAUCCCAAAAUAGGCUGCCGUGUCUUCCAGGUUGUGUACAAGGAAGCCGAGAAGACCCCGCGGCUGACGCUGGGCCGCCUGGCCUUCCCCCCGCCCAGAGCCGCGGCCGGCGCGGCCUCCCCCGCGGAGACCAAGUAUGAGAUUGCCUCCGUGCCAGUCUCGCUACAGACCCUGAAGCCUGUUGCCGACAGAGCGAACCCGAAAAUCGGCAUCGGAGCGAUGGCCUUCAGCCCGGACAGCUACUUCCUGGCGACGAGGAACGACAGUGUCCCGAACGCCGUCUGGAUCUGGGACGUGCAGAAGCUGAGGCCCUUCGUGGUGCUGGAGCAGCUGUCCCCUGUGCGCUCCUUCCAGUGGGACCCGCAGCAGCCCCGGCUGGCCAUCUGCACGGGAGGCGGCAGGCUGUACCUGUGGUCGCCGGCGGGCUGCGCGGCGGUGCAGGUGCCCGGGGAAGGUGACUUUCAGGUGCUGUCUCUGUGUUGGCAUUUAAGCGGGGACUCACUGGCCCUGCUCAGUAAGGACCACUUCUGCCUGUGUUUCCUGGAAACCGAGGACAGGGAUGGCAUGGCCUUUGGACGGCCAGGUGACCACACGUAGGGCGGGCGAGUGACCAGGCCCGGGUGAGACACGGGGCGCCGUGGCACGUGGCAGCUGCAGGGGGUCUCCCACAGCGGCGGCCCAGGCGAAAUGACUGACUUGUAUUUUUGUACAGCUCUUUUGUAAAUAUGUAUGGUAUGAAACUAGUUUUUAUUUAAAAUAAAUAUUUGCUGAUUCAUAA
Messenger RNA from Hyaena hyaena (striped hyena), 2205 nucleotides. It is a transcript of the gene WRAP73, whose product is annotated as WD repeat containing, antisense to TP73. Gene Ontology annotation, biological process: microtubule anchoring at mitotic spindle pole body; protein localization to mitotic spindle pole body; mitotic sister chromatid segregation. Lineage: Eukaryota; Metazoa; Chordata; Mammalia; Carnivora; Hyaenidae. The record is from RefSeq and is a predicted model, not a curated record. The transcript is spliced from 12 exons. The coding region runs from base 624 to 2024 and encodes 466 amino acids. Gene Ontology annotation, cellular component: mitotic spindle; microtubule organizing center; MWP complex. Gene Ontology annotation, molecular function: protein binding.